Molecule: messenger RNA, 3749 nt
Organism: Ornithodoros turicata
Lineage: Eukaryota; Metazoa; Arthropoda; Arachnida; Ixodida; Argasidae
Product: girdin-like
Exons: 9
Coding region: 240-2690 (816 amino acids)
Source: RefSeq, a predicted model, not a curated record
CAGUACCUGUCGAACGGCGAACGCGAGGGAACAAGGCAAGGCAAGGUAUCUUGCGGGCCUACUGUCGCGUCUUACCCGUGCAAUGCGAAAGUGCUACUUUUAUUGCUGCUGAUAGCUGAUGUAAGCUGUCGUAAGGCAGAUAAAGUUAUCGCGCUAAAUUCUUUCGCUCCGCUGUCUUCAGCUAAGAAGAGCCGGUCAAUCGGAGUUUUAUGGCUGAAUAGCUGCGGACUUGGUAAGAAAUGGCUUCCGGCCAGCAAAGUGACAUGGAAGUUUCGGGCGACUGGACACUGGUGUCAUCGCCGGAAGAAGAUAAAAUGGUUGCUUCGACGGGGUCUUCUCAGCUGGAAGGUAACAAGGUUGAAGUGAUCACUGAAGAUGAAAACACCCGCAACACCGUUCGAGAGGAAGAGCUGUCUUCGCUUCCGGACGGUGCAGCUGCAGAGAAGGAUGAAGCUAACGAUCACAGCAGAGACAGCGACAUCGACAUCCUCGACGACGACAUGGACGAAAGACUUCAGUCACUCGAAUCGUCAGCCGUGACGCAGACGUCUGCAUCGCUAAGCUUUAGUGAGAUCUCGGCAGCCAACACUGCAAGUUCCUACGAAAAUCUGGAGGUGCUUCCAGACGACGCUUCUGAAGCUGCCUCGACGGUGCUGUCUGACGCCUCCCUCCCUCCUGGUUUAGAUCUGAGGCCAGGAGUUCGCCGUUACAGACAUGUUCCUAAUGCGAGGCUUAAUAUAACUCUUAGUGUGAUGGCCGCCCUGGUGGCUGCGGCUGCAAUUGGCCUCGGUAUCGGCCAUUACCUAGGCUGGUCCGACAAGUUCUUUCAGCAGAAAGAAAUGACGCAUGCCCAGAUAGGCAAAUUGAAGCAACUUCAGGAUGAACUGAUUAUCUGCAUGCAACAACAGAAACAGAAUAAAGGGUCAUCUGCGGACAAAGAUCCCUUGGUCUGCUAUGAAGAUAACGAGUACUGGAAGCAAAAGUUUGAAAAUUUGUUCAGUGAAAAUAAAGGCCUGAAAGAACUACUGGAGCAGUCCCAGAGGAAUGCCGUCCUGACAGACGUCCGCGUCGAUGCACUCGACGAGGGCCAAUGUGAGGAUGAUGACGUCCACAAGCUUAAGCUUGAUCUCAUCCUCAACCAGAUGCAACAUCUACAACUGAUGAAGACCUUCAACGAGGUGAGACACCAGGAACGGCAGACGCGGGAAAGGGCUCGUAUGCUGGAAGAAGAGAACAAGGAAUUGAAGCAGAGGCUGGUUGAAGAAGAGGAAGAAGAUACCAUGUUAAGGGACUUGGAAGGAAAGGUGAAGAACUUGAGAGAGGAAAAUGCUGAACUCAAAGCUCAUCUUAAAGAGGACACCUCACGGCAAGAGACUCUGUUGAGCCUGGAGAGUCAAGUGCAGCUGUUGCACAUGGAAAAUGAGCAGCUUCAACAUACAUUGAAGGAAAUUCAACACAAUGAGGAAGAGGAGCAACAGACCAUAACAGCGAGGCUCUCUCAGUUGAAGGACAAAGUUAAUCAGUUAGCAACAGAAAACGAAGACCUGAAAGCCAUCAUAGCUAAACUCCGCUAUGGCCAACCACCGCCAGUGGCUGCAAACGGGGAUCAACACGAACAGCAUCGACAGAAGAUCAGCGACCUUCGUCGACAGAACGGGAAUCUCGAAGUGGAAAUUGAAAAGAAACGAAAUUCUCAGCCAGAAGGAGAAGAUGAGGGGAGUGACUCGAACCAAGAUUUAAAAUUGCUCCUCGAACUGCUGAAGAAUCAACACAUGGAAGCCAAGCACUGGCGGAAGCUCUACGAAGACCUGCAGAGCAAAGGUGCUAACUGGAAUAACCUCUCCUCCGUCAACUGGACGGAGCUCCUGAACAACGGAACCGAAGCGGCGUCCAACGCUGUGUCGGUGUUGCUCGGCAGGUUGAAGAAGAUGUCGUUGGGGACGAAGGUCUCCGAGAAAAUCUCUCAGGUGAAAGAUUCCUUCGGCAGUCUCCGCAACAUCAUAACAGAGAGGUGGGAGCAGCUGCAACAGUCGAUGAACUCCCCUGCGAGUGACGCGGAGUCGGGCACGGAGGAGAAGUCCCGAAUCGUUGCCGACAUGGCGCGCGCGGUCGAAAAUUCGCUGAAGAAGGUCUACGACGCGAGCAACAAGUUUCUGUCGGUGUUGGACAAAUCGGUUGAGAUGAAGGCGACAAAACUGACCUCGAAGCUGUGGAAAGCAAUGGACACUUUGAACAAGAAGCUGUACGAAAUGGCCCACGAGAAGCCGUCAACGGCGGAAGAAGAAAACGUGGAUGAUGUGGACGUUGAAGACGAUCCUCCUCCCCACGAGGAUGACUCUCACCGCGACGAACACAGCGAAACGGGUGAACACUUUGCAAAAGAUCAUCGGCACGAACAUGCACUGCCAGAGAAGAAGGAAGAGGAAUCCGCGGAGGCAGAUGAGGGGGAAGUCGCGGACGAAGAUGCGGCCGAAAUGGCCAACAACUGGUUCAGCGGUCGAGCAAAGAGCCGCGCAGAACAGCGGUUCUCCGAGGAGGCUCGCAACGAGAAUUGGUUUCUGCGGCGCCAAGGGGAGAACUGGAGGGAGACAAAGCAGGCGUCCAGGGAUGGGAAAAGGAAAGGGUGGAAGCCUCGCACGUUUUCUUCGGACGACGAAGAUGAGGCGUACUUUCGCUCUCGUAGGAGGUGAGGGCUGAAUUAAGUUUAUGGGUUAGGCAAGACCGGAUGGUCUUGCAGUUUAUUGGGUGGUUUUCCACCGGGUUUGUGAGCAGAGUACAGUCGAACGGAAAGCAAAUGCGUUAGUUUUUGUGCAUCGUGUCGCCAUAUGCUUGCAACAGAUGUGCUGUAAUUUUUAAACGACAAGUGCGAAAGAAAUAGCGUGCUUUUAGACUAAGUGCCGCAUGCACCUUGACCACCGCAAGUAACUUUUGAGAUCGCGGGCUACUUGGCAUAGCCAUCAUGUUUCUACGUGUCACAUUUACACGUGUCUUUUGCAACCUUUCAGAAAAAGGUUCGUCUGCUAUGGUAUUAAGUUAACAAAACAUGUAUGCAGAUGUACCUGGCUUAUGAGCUUUGAAUUCAUUGCCUAUCUUUAAGCAAAACUGCCAUGGAAUGGGGGGGUGGCUUUCUACAACAGAUCUUGGUGUAACUUCAAUUGAAUACUAAUCGUGUAAGAGGUACCCUUUUGCGAGAAUCUUUCUUCCUAGCAUUGGAACGGUGUUGUCUGUGAUGUGAUGGUCCAAUUUUUGUAUUAUUAUUAUGAUGCUGGAAGAUACCGAUCUAUGUUACGUCCCCUAUACGUCUCAUGCUGUCAGCUUAGUGUUCCCUUGCAUUUAUGGCAAGCAUUCGUAUCGUCAGACUUGCCAAAGGUAUUGUCUUUUUCCUUGUUUUGUUUUAUGUCUAGAAGGCAUAUUAUUGAUAUGUAGAGCACAAAGUGUAUGUACGCACAUCACGUUAAUUUUAAGUGGAAGGACUCUUCCCUAAGCAAUUGACAAGCACAAAUUUUGGGAAAUCAGACACCCUGAAAUAUCAGCAUAGGACAUAGUUUGAAUGACAAAGCGUGUAUAUAUUGUACGUAGUUAUAGACCCAAGAGUUCCUUGUCGGGUGUUUGAAAGAAUUCUAUUUCCCUUGUGAUAAACUUUACGAAGAUACAUUGGUGUCGACACAAUGUUUGUAAAUAUAUUUUAUAUAAAUGAUGUGAGAGAUUUUAUCUUUCAGUGUCGAGAUAAUAAAUAUCUGCAGCGUGCA